Molecule: messenger RNA, 1227 nt
Organism: Xyrauchen texanus (razorback sucker)
Lineage: Eukaryota; Metazoa; Chordata; Actinopteri; Cypriniformes; Catostomidae
Product: fMet-Leu-Phe receptor-like
Exons: 3
Coding region: 78-1100 (340 amino acids)
Biological process (GO): positive regulation of cytosolic calcium ion concentration; phospholipase C-activating G protein-coupled receptor signaling pathway; inflammatory response
Cellular component (GO): plasma membrane
Molecular function (GO): complement receptor activity; G protein-coupled receptor activity
Source: RefSeq, a predicted model, not a curated record
CACAUUUACACAUCAUUAUGCAGUGCUGUUUCUCCUGAGACUGAAUGUGCUGAUGAGUUAAUUGACAAGUAUAAAGAAUGGCCACCAAUAUGACUCAUUCUCACUUUGAAGCCUCAACCCACUAUGAUAAAUCUACAGUGGACAUUGAUGCUAUCAUAAAUACUGUUACCAUUGUCUUCUACGCCAUCAUUGUUCUCCUGGGCACCACUGGGAAUUCUUUGGUGAUCUGGGUGGCUGGCUUCCGUAUGAAGCCCAGUGUCACCAACAUAUGGCUGGUCAACCUGGCUGUGGCCGACCUGAUCUUCAGCUUUACCCGAGUCAUUUCACUCAUCAAAAAAUUAUUCUUUGGUCACUGGCCUUUUGGAGAGUUUCUCUGCAAGUUCACUGGCUUCUUCAAGUAUGCCAACAUGUUCUGCAGUGUCUUCCUUCUGGCUGUCAUCAGCAUGGAUCGAAUGCUCUGUGUUUGGCGUCCAGUGUUCACCAGAGAAAGACGGACAUUGUGUGCUGCCCGUGUGGUCAGUUUAGGGGUUUGGAUUGUGGCGGUCAUCUUCAGUUCACCAUACUUUGUGUACCGGCGGGUUUACUCUAAGAACAACUUGAGCAAGUGCUCGUCGGAGGUGAAAGCACCAUCAGACGCUGACACUGUAGCAAGGAACGCCUUGUACAGCAUCCGCUUUUUAUGUGGAUUCCUGCUGCCCUUCCUGGUCAUCCUCAUCUGCUACAUACUUGCUGGUGUUGGGAUACAUAGAACUCGACUCACUGGCAAAUCACAGCCUCUCCAUAUUCUUGCCGCAAUUGUCUGUGCCUUUUUCUUAUGCUGGGCCCCCUACCAUUGCCUACAGCUUGCCAAAAUGGUGGACAAGAAGAGCCAAGCAGUCAAACUGGGCCUGCCAGUUGCUAAGUGCUUAGCCUAUUUCAACAGCUGUAUUAACCCAGUGCUGUACUUUUGCAUGGGACUGAAUGUCAGGCGACGCUUUAAACAAAGUCUGUUAGGAAUUUGUCGCCGAGCACUAAUGGAAGAAGGCCACAUCGUGCAUCCCCAGGAGGGCACUGUGGAAGAAAGAUCUAAUUCCAUUCCAAAGACUGCAGGCAAAGUUUGAGAUAAACCUGAUGGCAUGACUAAUGAUUAAGACCAGAAACAUACUUUAAUACUAAAAUUUAAAUGCAAUGUUAGCAGGGGUAUAAAGUAACGAUUUACAAAUGCUCACGUUACUGUAAUUAACUACU